This is a messenger RNA of Paramecium primaurelia, 1346 nucleotides long. The record is from the annotation of a GenBank genome assembly. NCBI's taxonomy places the organism in Eukaryota, Ciliophora, Oligohymenophorea, Peniculida, Parameciidae.
AAUGGCUAUUCACGCCAUUAUUACCAUAACAGAUGAGAAAUGUUAAGCAGCAAUACAUGAAUACAAAUAAAAUAAGAAGAUAUAUCGCGUGGUAAUAUUAUUGAUUCAAUAAUCAUGAAAGGAAGGUGCUAUGUGUGACUCAUCUAUUCUCUAUAUAAUUGUCAACUUAUGUUUUGGGGAGCAACUCAUUGUAUUUUACCUUCCCUAAAGCUAUUCAUUGAUGCAGAAUCCUUUUUAUAUGAACCAUUUGAUAGAACCAAAGGCUUAGCCUUUUGGUUUUGUUGUAUUAUGCUGGGGCAAUGAUAAUUAUUAUCAAUUAUUAUUAUAUUAAAUAAUCCAAAUGAAUUUUGGUGAUGAUGAAAUAUGGGUUAAUCACCCCAAAUUCGUUUGUCUUAUAGCAAAAUAAGACAAUGAGUAGAAUAAGUUAAUGAUUACAAAACAAGGGAUAAAUAGUAUUGAUAAAGAAAUAAGAGAAGAAUAUGUUGAUGAAAAAUCAAACAUUAAGGUCGACCCAUUAGCUAAAAAAGGAGUUAGUGAUUUACUAGUAAGAUUAACAUUAAAAUUAGCUCUUAAAUGAAUUAAAUGAAUUUAAUUGUCUUCAUGGAAUAAGAAUGAGAUAUUCUAACAAACUUAUUUAUACAUAAAUAGGGGCUCCAAUUUUAGUAGCCAUUAAUCCAUAUUAAUACAUUCCUGAAUUUUAUGAUGAAAAAAUGGUAACAUUCUUUAAAAAAGAAAUGGGAAGGAUGCAUUAGUAUUCAUAUUCUAAAAAUUAGAAUUUCUAAAGAUAUCCUUUAACAAAAAUUAAGAGAUAUAGACCCUCAUCUCUUUAAAGUUGCUUAAAUGUCCUUAGAUCAACUGUUUGAAGAGUCUACAAAAACUAAUCUUAGAAUAUGCUCAAUGAUUAUAUCUGGAGAAAGUGGAUCAGGUAAAACAGAAUCAACUAAAAUUAUUCUAAAAUAUUUAGCUGCUGAAUCAUUAGGUUACAAGUCCAAAACACCCUCUAUAGAAUAAUAAGUUUUUGCUUCUAAUCCACUUUUAGAGGCAUUUGGAAAUGCAAAAACAGCAAGAAAUGAUAAUUCUAGUAGAUUUGGAAAAUUUAUACAUUUAUAUUUUAAUCCUGUCACCAAAAGAAUUUCUAAUGCAAAAAUUGAUAACUAUUUAUUGGAAAAAAGCAGAGUUGUUAAAUUAAGUUCAGUUGAAAGAAAUUAUCACAUUUUCUAUUAAUUAAUUGCUGCUCAAAUCCCUGAACUAAGUAAGUAAUUAAAUAACCUUUAGAACUUGGAUAGGCUAAAUAGUACACAUUAUUUAAAAUAAGGAGAUCUGAAAUACAAUAAAAAGGAACUUGA